ACCAUGAUUCUAAAAGUCUAUACAAGCCUUUUGCUCUUAUUCUUGGUCAAUUCCGUGUGGACUCGAACUGUGAGACAAGUUUAUGAUGAUCUGGAUCCUGACCAUUGGUCUCACUAUACUUCUGAGUGUCCACAGGAAUGCUUUUGUCCUCCUAGUUUCCCCAAUGCAUUAUACUGUGAUAACAAAGGACUUAAAGAAAUACCUCCAAUUCCAGCAAGAAUUUGGUACCUCUAUCUUCAAAACAAUCAAAUUGAAACAAUUUCAGAGAAGCCUUUUGUGAAUGCCACUCAUCUGAGAUGGAUCAAUCUGAACAAGAAUAAGAUCACCAACAGUGGAAUUGAGAGUGGUGUGCUGAGCAAGCUGAAAAGACUGCUUUACUUAUUCCUUGAAGAGAACGAAUUGGAAGAGGUGCCUGCCCCAUUACCAGUGGGUCUGGAACAGCUAAGACUAGCUAGAAACAAAAUCUCCAGAAUCCCAGAAGGAGUCUUUAGCCACUUGGAAAACCUUACUAUGUUAGACCUGCACCAGAACAGUUUGUUGGACAGCGCUCUUCAAAGUGACACCUUCCAAGGACUCAACAACCUUAUGCAACUCAACAUAGCAAAAAAUUCACUCAAGAAAAUGCCUUUAAGCAUUCCAGCUAAUACACUCCAGCUUUUUUUGGACAACAACUCCAUUGAAGUUAUACCAGAAAACUACUUCAGUGCAAUACCCAAAGUGACUUUCCUUAGGCUGAACUACAAUAAAUUAUCUGAUGAUGGUAUCCCUCCAAAUGGGUUUAACGUUUCAUCUAUUCUAGACCUACAGCUGUCUCACAAUCAGCUCACUAAAGUUCCACCAAUCAAUGCUCACCUUGAGCACCUUCAUCUUGAUCACAACAAAAUCAAAAGUGUCAAUGGUACUCAGAUAUGCCCAGUUUCCAUUGCCCUAGAAGAAGAUUAUGGUUAUUAUGGCAACAUCCCUCGCCUCCGAUACCUUCGUCUGGAUGGAAAUGAAAUUCAACCUCCAAUCCCAUUGGACAUCAUGAUUUGUUUCCGACUACUUCAAGCUGUUGUCAUAUAAAGAUAUUGCAGUGUCACUCUUGUACUGUGAGAAUGCUAAGAUACAAGUUUUGCUGGAAUGAAACUUGUUCUAACUCAUA
Cyanistes caeruleus (blue tit) is the source of this 1141-nucleotide messenger RNA. It is a transcript of the gene KERA, whose product is annotated as keratocan. The record is from RefSeq and is a predicted model, not a curated record. NCBI's taxonomy places the organism in Eukaryota, Metazoa, Chordata, Aves, Passeriformes, Paridae. Gene Ontology annotation, molecular function: protein binding.